Molecule: messenger RNA, 3216 nt
Organism: Linum tenue
Lineage: Eukaryota; Viridiplantae; Streptophyta; Magnoliopsida; Malpighiales; Linaceae
Source: the annotation of a GenBank genome assembly
CCGCGCGAGUCCAGUCUAAGGGAAAGGGAGAACCUGUAAAUUGUAAUUACUCGAUACCGCCUGGUUUCUCAGGUAAGCCACAAACCUUCCCUUCCCUUCCCUUCCCUUCCCUUCCCUCGUCGCCAUUUCGCUCCCGUGUUUUCAUUCUGAUCGCCAAUGGCGUUGUCGUCGUGUUCAUCGCGACCUUGACCGUCUUGUCGUUUGAUCGGAGCUCUUUUCUUCCACGCUUAACGAAGCAGCUCAAUACUAGGGCAUGUGAAUGCUGCUCCUCGGGUAGACUGAAGCUUAUGUAAAAUGGCUUCCAGAGCAAUUGUGAGGAGGAACAAGGUUGUUUUUGAUUGCUUCAGUUCGUCUGUUCGUUCAGUUUACAGUCUCCAUGGUCUGCAGCAUGAAAACCAACAGUUGGAUGGCUCUGAUGCCAAGUGUCAUCGGCCUCCAGAGGUAUCCGACAGAAAGGAACUCAAUGGCACUGCAGGGAGAAGAGCAGAAUUGCUUGGUCUUUUGGGGGCAGGGCACUUCAGGCGUAGAUUCUACAGUAGUGCAGUUAUGGGCCCCAUAUAUGUGAGAACAGAGUUCUUUAGCCCACUGAGGUACAUGUCCAUCUCUUCGGGUAAUGCAUCUACAGCCGCAGCUAAGCAGCCAGAGCUUGGCAGUGAUGAGGACGGUAAUGAAGAUUCUGUUUCUAAAAAGAGAAAGGAAGUGUCUCCAGAAGACUGCGAUGAAGCUGUUGAAGGCCUAAGUACUGCCAAAGCCAAGGCAAAAGCUAAAAAGUUACAGGAGUCUAAGAAUUUUGCGAAAUCCAUUUUGCAGAAGACAUGGGCCAUUCUUCUCGGAAUUGGUCCUGCCUUAAGAGCUAUAGCUUCAAUGAGCAGGGAAGAUUGGGCCAAAAAACUUACUCACUGGAAACAUGAAAUUGUCUCGACGUUGCAGCAUUACUGGUUAGGCUUGAAGCUAUUGGGGACUGAUGUCAGGAUCAGCAUAAGAUUGCUAUUGAAACUUACUGGAGGGAAGAGUCUGUCCCGAAGGGAGAGACAGCAACUAACACGAACAACUGCGGACAUAUUCCGUUUGGUUCCUUUCGCAGUGUUCAUCAUCGUCCCCUUCAUGGAAUUUCUGCUACCAGUAUUUCUGAAACUUUUCCCCAACAUGCUGCCAUCAACGUUCCAAGAUAAAAUGAAAGAGCAGGAAGCAUUAAAGAGGAGGCUCAAUGCAAGGAUAGAAUAUGCGAAGUUUCUUCAAGAAACAGUAAAGGAAAUGGCAAAGGAAGUUCAAAAUUCACGAAGUGGCGAGACUAAAAAGACUGCUGAGGACCUUGAUGAAUUUUUGACCAAAGUUAGAAAAGGUUCUUCUGUCUCUAAUGAUGAAAUUCUAAGCUUUGCCAUGCUAUUCAAUGAUGAGCUGACUUUGGAUAAUAUUAGCAGGCCACGACUAGUCAGUAUGUGCAAGUAUAUGGGAAUCAGUCCUUUUGGAACUGAUUCGUAUCUGCGGUUUAUGCUUCGGAAAAGACUUCAAAGCAUUAAAAAGGAUGACAGGAUGAUCCAAGAAGAAGGCAUUGAUACACUUACUGAGGACGAACUUCGUGCGGAAUGUAGAGAACGUGGGAUGCUUGGGCUACGUUCGGUCGAGGAAAUGAGGCAACAGCUCCGUGAUUGGUUGGAUCUGUCUCUCAAUCAUGCUGUGCCAUCUUCCCUCUUAAUUCUCUCCAGGGCUUUCAUAGUGUCUGCAAGAGUUAAACCUGAAGACGCUAUUCAGCAAACACUUUCAUCUCUUCCUGAUGAGGUUGUGAAUACUCUUGCCAGUACUGGUUUGCCAUCUGAAGAUUCUGUUUCAGAAAGGAGAAGGAAGCUGGAGUUCCUUGAGGAGGAGGAUAAACGUAUCAAGGAAGAGGAAGAGAAAGAGGAGGAAGAGCUUGCUAGGAUGAAAGAACAUAAAGUCCGUGAAGAUGAAGAUGUGGCAUUGAAAGAGAUAACUACACCAACUGCUAGGGAAGCUCAACAACUAGCAAGAGAAAGAACUUUGGAGAAACAGGAGGAGCUGUGUGAGCUCAGUCGUGCACUGUCCGUUCUAGCUGCGGCAUCAUCAGUUAGUAGGGAGCGUGAAGAAUUCCUGCGAAUGGUCAAUAAGGAGAUUGAUCUUUAUAACAGCAUGAGAGAUAGCGAAGGCAUAGAUGACGAGAAGGCAGCAAUGAAGGCUUAUAGAGCUGCUAAAGAUGAAAGCGAGCAGCGUGCAGCUGAAGUGGAAGAAGAAGCUGAUGAAGUUUCUUCAGCGCUUAUUGACCGGGUUGACGCCAUGCUCCAAAAGCUCGAGAAAGAAAUUGACGAUGUGGAUGCUGAAAUUGGGGAUGGUUUCCGACUACUUGACAGGGAUUACGACGGAAAAGUCACUCCUGAAGAAGUGGCAGCAGCAGCAAACUAUCUCAAGAACACCCUCGGGAAGGAAGGCAUCCAGGAAUUCAUCAGCAAUCUGGCAAAGGACUCUGAUGGGAAGAUUCGCGUGGAAGACAUUGUGAAGUUGGGCAGUCGUUUGGAAGAUGAGACUGGCGAGGCUGAAGAGGAUGUACGGGCCAAGUGAGGGGGGAGAAAAUUUUCUGUGCAGGGAGUAGUAUCUUUACCUUUUUGACAAACAUCAUCAGAACCAAAUACUACAAAGACUACUAUGAAAUUUGUUGGUGACCCCUGAUAUAUGGAAAGCUUAGCCAAAGACCCAAAAUAUAUCUGUUAAUACGAAAUCGAAGCGAGCCAUUAGCAAUAGCCUCUCAGUUCUUUCCAGAGUACUAUUAAUCUGUUCUGAUGAGUUAUCAGCCAGUUUAUCAGGAGGCAUACUUUUGGGGCGAUUUGUAACUGCUGUUCUCCAGAUGUCUUCUUUUGCUGAUAGCCUGAUACAGUUGGAUGUAGUCUCUUAGUGAAGCAAGUCUGCUCUUAAACUUGUAUUUUGCCACCAAAGAAUAAGGUUGUUAAAGGUGUGGGCUAUAUGGCUUGGGUGAGUGGUGCGAAAUCGGAUUCGAAUUGGUACAAGAGCGGAUUCAAAUCAUCGUGCCUUGCGCGAACGCAAGUAACCAUUCGAGAGCCAUUUCGUUGUAAUGUGUAACAAGAAGAUUAAAUUAGAAUGACUCUUCGAAGUCGGAAUUGAAUUGUCAAGUGAGAUUGAGGCUCUAUCGGGUAAUAUUAAACCUUGUCAUAAUUAAUAAAGAAUUGCAAUGUCAAAAAGAGGAUGGAC